Populus euphratica (Euphrates poplar) is the source of this 2616-nucleotide messenger RNA. RefSeq names its product subtilisin-like protease SBT5.3. Gene Ontology annotation, molecular function: serine-type endopeptidase activity. NCBI's taxonomy places the organism in Eukaryota, Viridiplantae, Streptophyta, Magnoliopsida, Malpighiales, Salicaceae. The record is from RefSeq and is a predicted model, not a curated record. Gene Ontology annotation, biological process: proteolysis. The transcript is spliced from 9 exons. The coding region runs from base 197 to 2569 and encodes 790 amino acids.
AAGGAAGGCUUGAAUUAGUGGAUUAAUUACCAUAUAAAAUGCUAACAAAAAUAGUAUACAUAUUUGUAUCAAAUCAUCCCUGCUCUCUUCUAUAAAACAGGGGAGCCUUUGAUAUGGAAAGAAUCCUUAGUAUCUCAUUUAAAUUUAGGUUAGUCAAUCUUCCAAAUCUCAUACUAUACUAGAAACGUCACCAACAAUGAAGAAACUUUCCAUCCUCUUUCUGUUUCUUCUUCCUCUCUUAGCCUCAUGCGAGGAGAAGCAGGUCUACAUAGUGUACUUUGGAGAGCAUAAAGGAGAAAAAGCAUUGCAUGAAAUAGAAGAAUUUCAUCACUCAUAUUUGUAUGGAGUGAAACAAACUGAAGAAGAAGCUAAAGCCUCUCUUCUUUACAGCUAUAAGCACAGCAUCAAUGGCUUCGCGGCAUUGCUAAACCCAGAUGAAGCGUCCAAGCUAUCAGAGUUGAAAGAAGUGGUGUCAGUCUUUAAAAGUAACCCAAGAAAGUACUCAGUGCAAACAACAAGAUCAUGGAGAUUUGCAGGCUUGGAAGAAGAGGGACAUAACGUAAAUCAUGGCUUUGGAGAGGGCAGCGACUUACUAAAGAGAGCAGGAUAUGGAAAACAGGUCAUAGUUGGGCUCAUAGAUAGUGGUGUGUGGCCAGAAUCACAAAGUUUCACGGAUGAAGGGAUGGGACCCAUCCCAAAAUCAUGGAAGGGAAUCUGCCAAAAUGGACCUGAUUUUAACUCAUCCCACUGUAACAAGAAAAUUAUUGGAGCUCGAUACUACAUCAAGGGUUUUGAAAACUACUAUGGACCAUUGAAUAUGACUGAGGACUCCAGGUCACCACGUGACAGGGAUGGCCAUGGGACUCAUACAGCGUCCACCGCUGUUGGAAGCCGGGUAAAAAAUGCAGCAGCUUUGGGCGGCUUCGCUCGUGGAACUGCCACGGGUGGGGCUCCGUUAGCUCACCUGGCAAUAUACAAGGUGUGUUGGGCGAUCCCGAACCAAGAAAAGGCUGAAGGCAACACAUGUUUCGAGGAAGAUAUGCUUGCAGCUAUUGAUGAUGCCAUUGGUGAUGGAGUCCAUGUUAUGAGCAUCUCCAUUGGCACCCGAGAACCCACUCCUCUCAAAGAAGAUGGUAUUGCUAUUGGUGCAUUCCAUGCCUUGAAAAAAAACAUUGUGGUGGCGUGUGCUGCUGGGAAUGAAGGCCCUGCCCCAUCUACAUUGUCCAAUCCAAGUCCUUGGGUUAUCACAGUAGGUGCUAGCGGCGUGGACCGUGCAUUUUUGGGACCCCUUGUGCUAGGAAAUGGGAUGAAAAUUGAGGGACAAACUGUUACUCCUUACAAGCUGGACAAAGAUUGCCCAUUAGUGUUUGCAGCAGACGCAGUUGCCUCCAAUGUCCCCAAGAACGGAACAAGGUUUCUCUCCUCCCAAAACAAUUUACGGAGACGUCUUGGUUUAUACCAAUGCCUUCCCAAUUCUCUUUCACCUAGAAAGGUCAGAGGAAAAAUAGUACUGUGCAUGAGAGGAUCUGGAAUGAGAGUUGCCAAAGGAAUGGAGGUGAAAAGGGCUGGAGGUUUUGGUUUCAUCUUAGGAAAUAGCCAAGCAAAUGGGAAUGAUGUAAUUGUGGAUGCGCAUGUUCUUCCUGCAACUUCAGUAGGCUACAAUGAUGCCAUGAAAAUUCUCAACUACAUCCGCUCCACCAAGAAUCCAAUGGCUAGAAUUGGGCUAGCAAGGACAGUUUUACAUUAUAGACCAGCACCAGUCAUGGCUUCAUUUACCAGUAGAGGUCCAAAUGUGAUUCAUCCUUCCAUUCUCAAGCCGGACAUAACAGCUCCAGGAGUAAACAUAUUGGCAGCAUGGAGUGGAGCAACAGCCCCAUCAAAGUUGUAUGAAGAUAAGCGAUUGGUUAAGUAUAACAUUAUUUCUGGAACUUCUAUGGCUUGUCCUCAUGUAGCUGCUGCAGCAGCACUUCUCAGAGCAAUACAUCCUGAAUGGAGCAGUGCUGCUAUAAGAUCUGCCCUCAUGACCACCGCCUGGAUGAAGAACAACAUGGGUCAGCCCAUAGCCGAUCAAUCUGGCAAUGCUGCGACUCCAUUCCAGUUUGGUUCAGGGCACUUCCGUCCAGCAAAGGCAGCAGAUCCUGGUCUAGUAUAUGAUGCAUCUUAUACGGAUUACCUGCUCUAUCUUUGCAGCUAUGGAGUCGAAAACGUUUACCCCAAAUUCAAGUGCCCAGCAGUAUCACCGUCAAUAUACAACUUCAACUAUCCAUCAGUGUCACUUCCUAAGCUCAAUGGCACUCUAAACAUUACAAGGACUGUCACAAACGUUGGUGCUAGCAGUAGUGUCUACUUCUUUAGUGCCAGGCCACCUUUGGGAUUCGCUGUUAAAGCGUCGCCGAGUGUUCUGUUUUUUAAUCAUGUAGGGCAGAAGAAAAGCUUUAUCGUAACAAUAAAAGCUAGGGAAGAUUCCAUGUCAAAUGGUCACAACAAGGGUGAGUAUGCCUUUGGCUGGUACACUUGGUCUAAUGGUCACCAUGAUGUAAGAAGCCCUAUGGCAGUAUCUUUGGCGUAGGGUACUGUCUCCUCCCUCAUUCCAAUUUUUCUUCAGUUCUUGCUUAA